Plenodomus lingam JN3 is the source of this 447-nucleotide messenger RNA. The record is from RefSeq and is a predicted model, not a curated record. Lineage: Eukaryota; Fungi; Ascomycota; Dothideomycetes; Pleosporales; Leptosphaeriaceae.
AUGCACAAUACAAUCCAGUCACCACCCUCCGACGCUCCAUCUGCAGACAGCCCCAGUGUCCCAGUCAACAUGCAUCUACCAAAACACUCCCCAAAUACUUUACCGGUACCGGACACCAACACCCCAAGUCACAAUCCCAUACCCAUAAUCACCAAACCAAUCUCCCCAUACCACGUACUUAUUGACCCGCGCUCCCAAAUCACCCAUACAAACCCCCCAAAAUCUACACUAAGAAUAACGCAUGCAAGGCUGCAAACCAACAUACUCUCGGCCGAGCAAGCCAAGCCUCGGCCGAACCCGCCCGUGUGGCCAUGCGGACAAGCGCCGGCCCGCUCAAUCUCCUUGGGGUUGGGAGCAGGCGGUGGAGUUACAUGGAAUCAUGUUGCCGUUGCCUUGAUUAUUGCCCGAGGGGAAGAGCGGUUAGACGAAUGGAGGGUCGGAGGGUGA